CAAACAUCUAUUGCUUUAUUGGUGUCCCUUUUAAAAUGCAUAAAUCCAAUGAUUUGGUGUUGUAUAAAUAGGAAUUAAUUGUAAAUGCCAUUUACAAGACAUUGCUUGCACGCUUUGACCAUACAUACACUUACAAAUUAUAUGCGCCGAUAAAUACAAGAAAUUGUGUGGGGCUAGUGGUAUAUAAACAUGAUUCCAUCGAGUAAUCAAAAUCCUUGGAGUACUCCGGGUUCAGGAGGGAAUGCAUUUUUAUCAAGCAACAAGCCACUCAUAGCUGAUUUGGCUCUUGCAGCCCUUAAGGAACGCGGUGAAGUCAAGAAGAAACGAUUGUGCCCUCAGUUUCGUACAGAUCGUUCGCUAUGUUUAAUGACCAAGAAGAAUCCUCUGAGAAGAGUUUGCAUAUGUAUUGUGGAUGCACGACCAUUUGAAUAUUUUAUAUUAGCAACGAUAUUGUGCAACUGUUUAGCACUAGCAUUUAAUCAUCCUUAUCCCGGAGAAGAUUCAAACAAAGUUAAUUAUGUUUUGGAGAAAAUUGAAUAUGCAUUUGUCGUAAUUUUUACAACUGAAUCUGCGUUGAAGAUUAUUGCUUAUGGAUUUGUUCUUCAUCAAGAUGCUUAUUUAAGAAAUUUUUGGAAUGUGCUAGAUUUCAGUAUUGUAUUAAUAGGUCUAUCUUCAAAAUUACUGGAGAAUAUGAAUGUGGAUGUUAAAGCACUUCGAGCAUUUCGAGUAUUACGACCCCUACGGUUGCUUUCUGGUUUACCAAGUCUUCAGGUUGUGCUCAAUUCUAUUAUCACAGCUAUGGUUCCUUUGUUGCAUAUUGCCCUGUUAGUGAUAUUUGUGAUUAUUGUAUAUGCGAUUGUUGGUCUUGAAUUAUUUCAGAGUAAACUCCAUCUUACAUGUUAUAAAAAUUCAUCAAAUAAGAUUCCUGAAAUGAUGCCAAACCCACGACCAUGUACAUUUGAAACAUCGGCUAUGGGAUUUAAAUGCAGUGAACUUGGAUCAGAUUACUUUUGUGCAGAUAUGUAUGGUAAAGAAGGUGAAAGAUAUACAGGUCCAGAAGGUGGUAUUAUAAGUUUUGAUAAUUUCUUGUACUCUAUGCUCACUGUCUUUGUGUGCAUUACGAUGGAGGGAUGGACCAGUACUGGUUAUUAUGUGUCUGAUGCAAUCGGUUCUUGGUGGCCUUGGAUUUAUUUUGUGACUCUUAUUCUACUGGGUUCAUUCUUCGUUAUGAAUCUUGUACUCGGAGUCUUAAGUGGAGAGUUUAGCAAAGAAAAAGAGAAAAUAGAUCGUACUUUAUUAUUUCGUAAAGAAAGACAAGAAAAACGUGAACAACAAGAUUAUUUGGGUUACAAAGAAUGGAUUGAACUAGCCGAGGAGCUCAGUGACUCUGAAGGCGAUGACAAAGGAAGUGAGGAUAUGGAAUCAGGCGGUGGUGAUGGGAUAGUCGAAGAAGAACCAGAGAUGCAUGUUGAAGAGGUAGUGAAAACACACUGUCAUAGUACUCUACGUCGUCUAAGAAAAUUUCGCAAACGUACACGCCGAGCUGUCAUCGCUUUUAUCAACAGUCGGCAGUGUUUUGCAUUGGUAAUUAUUUUGGUCUUUCUCAACACAGUCGUUCUGACUACUGAACAUCAUAAUCAACCGGAGUGGUUAGAUGAAUUUCAAGACUUUGCUAAUGUUGUAUUCGUUACGCUUUUCACAUUGGAAAUGGUCAUUAAGAUAGCGGCAUCAGGUUUUUCAGAUUAUAUUUCAAAACUUUUCAAUCGUUUCGAUUUCUUCGUUGUCAUAUUUUCCAUAUUGGAGUUAGUUUUUGUCAAAUCUCGUUUACUCAAUCCAAUGGGUGUUUCUGUAUUACGCUGUGCAAGAUUACUCAGAAUAUUUAAAUUAACUCAAUAUUGGGAAAGUCUUCGAAGUCUAGUGGGUAAAUUAUUGAAAUCUGUACGAUCUGUUGCCAGUCUGUUGCUUCUUUUGUCCAUAUUUAUUCUUAUCUGUUCUCUACUCGGUAUGCAACUGUUUGGUGGACGAUUCAAUUUCAUUGCACAUGAAAAACCAAGAGCAAAUUUUGAUGGAAUUUUACAAGCUAUGCUGACUGUAUUUCAGAUCCUUACCGGUGAAGAUUGGAAUGAAGUUAUGUACAACGGUAUGAGAGCGUAUGAAAAUAGUCCGUGGUAUGGAGUUGUGGUUAUCUACUUCAUAUUUCUUUUCAUAUGCGGCAACUAUAUUUUAUUGAAUGUAUUUUUGGCUAUCGCUGUGGAUAAUCUAAAUGAGGAUGAAGAUGAAGAUGAUGACGGUAAUGGUGAUGCACAAAAGAAACAAAUUGAAACAACAGAACAUACAGAAGUUGUUGAACCAGCUAAACCAGCUGAAGAGGAAAAACAGGAUGACUUGAAUUCUCCUGUGAAGCUACAGUACGACAAACCGGAAAAUGAGGAUCAAACAUAUGAAGAAAUGUUUGCUGAAGAAGAGGAUAUUGAAGAAGAAGGCGAUCUAGAUGAUAAAAAUGGUGAUGAUCAAAAAGAUAUGUCACCACAAGAUAGUCGAACUAUGCCACCACAUUCUGCAUUCUUUAUAUUUGCUGAUACUAACAAGUUUCGAAUAUUUUGUCAUAAUGUGGUCUGCUUCUCGCAUUUUGGGAAUAUUGUACUUGUUUGUAUAUUGGUGAGUAGUAUCCUUCUUGCUGCAGAAGAUCCGUUACAUGCUAAUUCUAACAGAAACAAAAUUUUGAACUCGUUUGACUACUUCUUCACUAGUGUAUUUACUGUUGAAAUCACAUUAAAGAUGAUCUCCUAUGGAUUUGUCCUUCAUGAAGGAGCAUUUUGCCGUAGUGUAUUCAAUCUACUGGAUUUAAUAGUUGUGUGUGUUGCAUUGGUUUCAUUCGUUCUACAAAAUCAAACAAUUUCAGCUGUAAAAAUUCUCAGAGUUCUCCGGGUUCUUCGUCCACUAAGAGCUAUCAAUAGAGCCAAAGGAUUAAAGCAUGUUGUCCAGUGUAUGGUUAUCGCGAUCAAAAGUAUUGGUAAUAUUGUACUAGUCACCUUUCUGUUGGAGUUUAUGUUUGCUGUUAUUGGUGUGCAAUUGUUCAAGGGAAAAUUUUACUCAUGCACAGAUAUAUCUAAACAUGUAGAAGCAGACUGCAAAGGUCAAUUUAUUGAAUACAAAGAUAUGAGUUUGGAUAACCCUGUUCUAAGUGAAAGAGAAUGGAAAAAUUCUGACUUUAAUUUUGAUAAUGUACCGAAUGCACUACUCACUCUGUUUGCAGUUUCAACAUUUGAAGGUUGGCCUAGUUUAUUGUAUAGAUCUAUUGAUUCAAAUGCAGAAGAUCAAGGUCCAAUAACAAAUUACAGACCAGUUGUUGCAUUCUUCUACAUAACAUUUAUCAUUCUCAUUCCAUUUUUUAUGAUUAAUAUAUUUGUGGGUUUUGUCAUUGUGACAUUUCAAAAAGAAGGUGAAGCUGAAUAUAAAAACUGUGAAUUGAAUAAGAAUCAACGUAAAUGCAUAGAAUAUGCAUUAAAAGCCAGACCACGUCGACGUUACAUUCCCAAAGGACAUUUACAGUUUAAAAUAUGGUCUGUUGUUGUGUCGAAAAAAUUUGAAAUAUUGAUAUUUAUAUUUAUUUUUAUAAAUACUGUGGCACUGAUGUUAAAAUAUGAUAAACAAGGUAAAUACGAAGCAAAGAUAUUGGAUUCAUUCAAUUAUUUCUUUACUGCUGUGUUCACUGUAGAAUUUGUCCUACGUUUGUCUGCAUUCAGUUUUCGACAUUAUUUCAGCGAUAUAUGGAAUGUGAUUGAUUUUGUCCUAGUUCUGGGAAGUUAUAUAGACAUAAUAGUUACACAGUCUGAUAUAAGUCAAGUGAAAUUUAGUGUAAAUUUCUUCCGAUUGUUUCGCGUUAUGCGAUUGAUUAAAUUGUUAAGUAAGGAAGAAUCUAUACGUCAGCUGCUUUGGACAUUUAUUAAAUCUAUUCAGGCUUUACCGUAUGUUGCUCUACUCAUCGCAAUGAUAUUUUUCAUUUAUGCUGUGAUUGGUAUGCAACUAUUCGGUCAAAUAUCAAUUGACGAUAAUCCAUUAGAAGAUGAAGAAUGGCCUAUUCUGCAUAGAAAUAAUAAUUUCCAGAAUUUCUUUUAUGCUCUUCUAGUAUUAUUUCGAUGUGCUACAGGAGAAUCAUGGCAAGAAAUUAUGAUGGCUUGUAGAGAAGGUCAAAAAUGUUCUAAAGAUGCAGAUGAAACAGAGAUCAAUGGAUGCGGAUCCAAGUUGGCUUAUGCUUAUUUUAUUAGUUUCCAUGCAAUUAGUGCAUUUCUAGUUAUCAAUCUCUUCGUGGCUGUCAUUAUGGAUAAUUUCGAUUACUUAACUAGAGAUUGGUCAAUUCUUGGACCACACCAUUUAGAUGAAUUUGUUACAAAAUGGGCAGAUUAUGAUCCGGAAGCAAAGGGAAGAGUUCGACACUUGGAUGUUGUUACUAUGCUUGGUAAAAUAAGCCCACCACUUGGUUUUGGUAGUAUGUGUCCACACACUAGAGCAUGUCAUAAACUGGUCAGAAUGAAUAUGCCUCUAAACAGUGAUGGGACAGUAUUUUUCAAUGCAACACUUUUUGCCUUAGUACGUAGGAAUUUGAAGAUAAAAAUUCCUGGAGAUGCUGGAGAGAAAGAAAAAUCUCUGGAUCAAUUAAAUGAAGAACUACGUAUUGUAAUAAAGCGUAUCUGGAAACGAACAAGUCCAAAGUUAUUGGAUCAAAUUAUUCCACCAAAAGGUAGUGAUGUUGUUACUGUUGGAAAAUUCUAUGCAACUUUUCUCAUACAAAAUUGGUUCCGUGAAUGGCAAAAACGUAAAAUGAUUCAAAAGGAUACAAGAUAUAUUCCACAAAUAAUGGCUGGAGAUCGUGCAAUGCCUCAUCAACCUACUAUAGUUGGAUUUCCUAGACGUUGUUCUUCAGACCUGACUGGUGAUGAAAUUCAGCGUCGACGAGGAGUAGAUAAGCGUGAUACAUCGGGUGGAAUUUUCGGUCGUACUCUAAGUGAAUGGACCAGACGCAGGAGUAGUAAGCGUAUUACAGAUCGUCGAGACCAAAAUUACAGUCAUAUAAAUGGAAUGUAUGAUAUGCCAGGAAAUCAUUUAAAAAAUGGUAUGGGAAUAUGGAAUGAUAUGCUUUCAAGUGCACAAGCUGGUAAAACUGCUCAUCCUGCAGUUGUUGCACUUAUGGAGAAAGAGAAAAAAGAUGCUGAAGCUAGCAUGCUAUUGCUAUCCACAUCAUCAUCGUCAUCAUCACCAUUACCAAUAACAGUAUCAUCAGAGAAAGAAGACAGACAAUUUAAACACUUAUACACGCCUUCAAAACACAAUUCAACAAAUCAUAAAUAUCACCAAUAUUAUAGAGAUGAAAAAACAAUUACAAGUGAAUCAGAAACAGAAUUGUGUCAACCAAUUCAACAGCCUGACUAUUCAUCAUCACCAUCAUCAUUAUCAUCGUCAUCAUUAUCAAGAAUAAAUAAACAAAAAUUAGUUAAAAAAUACAAAUAUAUGAACAAUAUGAGUCAUCAAGAAAAGCCGGCAAAGUUGAUUUUAAAACCUAAAUACCAACCAUUGAUGGUGAAUGGAAGGGAAGAAAAUUAUAUGCAUCAACAAUCACUACUAAAUCAUAACUACACUAAUAAUGAUAAUGAUCAUUAUAACUGUAAUAAUAAUGAUGUCACAUUCCAAUUGAAUAGUAAUAAUGCUUAUACAUCAUUCAAUCGAAAUUCAAGUCUUUUUUGUCCCGGCUACAUAUUUACUCCAGAGAAAAUAGAUCAUUUACUCAAAGUUAAUAAUUUUCUAAAGUAAUGAAAAAAGUCAAAACAAAAUAAUUAUUUACCAUAGUUUAUUUCUUAUUUUGUUCACUGAUUCGUUCUGUUGACUUUAUUUGUUUAAAUGUAUUAACUUAAGAUGAGUACUGAUAACCGCCACUUUCAGAUAAUUUCGCAAUUAAUAAGAAAGUAGAGUUCCCUAUACAAGUCAUUAAUUCUAACCUAAUAUUUUCUCUGCGUAUAUAUUGCAAGAUACAAUGUUUAGCUGAAAAUACAUAUUGUAUCCUUCCUGAAGUUAUCUGCAAACAGAUGAAAUAGUUACAUUUAAUAUUGUUAUUGAUCCUUGAGUAUUCUCACUCUGGUUUAUGAGAAUAAUUAUUGUUCUCCAUGGAUACUAAGUGAGCAUACAGCUUCAGGAGAAAAUCUCCACUUCACUCGGUUUUCUGCACCCUUUUAGAUGGCUCUACGAUUGACCAUAAGGUUUCACCACCACCUCAAGCGAUGUCUAUCGUAUCACCUUCGGACCCAUGCCAUACUCAUAGUUUCCCCUUCAGAUUCCACUCGACGGCCUUGCACAUGAUUUCAUUUAGUAGUCUUCCGAGCGUAAUUCUACUCCAUCUUUAUUUUCUUCGGUAUAUUCGUUAGGCGAUAGGUUCGUGGUUGAUUCUCUGACUUCUAGGGUUCCCUGUUGCUUAUCCUUUAUGGCUGACUAUCUGAUCUUCAGUAUCCAUUAGGUGAAUGCAUCAGUUAUUGAAAGCCUGAAGUCUGUUGGAUUUGUUUCUCGUGAUGCGUCAAGUCUCUGAACCAUAUAGAAGUACUGACUUGACAUUUUUGUUGGAAAUCCGAAUCAUAUUCCUUACGCCAAGUAUGACAGAUUUCCACAUUGAUUUUAGAUUUAUGAAGGUCUAUCUUGCUUUUCUUAUCCUGUUUGGCUUUAAUAUCUUCAUCUGUACUGCCCGUAGUUGAAAAGAUGCUGAUUUAUACUGCUUGUGUUCAGUUUCCAUAAACCUACGUUAAUUAUGAUAUAAACAAAGUAUCCAAAUGCUAACUGCUCUCUGUGUUCUUCUUUAAACCAUGAGGUUGUAAGGAUUAGAGAGUAUACUUACCGUGUAAACAUGAAUCCAAAAGAUAAUUAGAAUAGGAGUAACACUAAUCUAUGGAGUCUAUUACUGUUAACCUUAAUUGUUUACAGCAUCUGAAAAAUAUUUGUUUUAAUAAUUCCCUAAUCUAAUUUAGUGGUGAUGACUGCGAAAACGUAGGAUGCGGAUACCACUGCAUAAUCACUAUAAAAAAUGACAUGUGCUAUAUUCAACAAAAAAUAGCAUGCAUAGUGUUUUUUAAAAUGCGAUGUUUCAUCUGGAACAUAUUACUAUUUUUUUUUAAUUACCCUGAUAUUAUUUUAAUUGAGUUAAUUUCUUCAUGAAUUGUUCAUUUCUGCAUUUUUAUGAACUAUUUUUUCAUACAGGAAUAUUGCAAAUGUUAAUCG
Molecule: messenger RNA, 7257 nt
Organism: Trichobilharzia regenti
Lineage: Eukaryota; Metazoa; Platyhelminthes; Trematoda; Strigeidida; Schistosomatidae
Source: the annotation of a GenBank genome assembly